AUGAUGGAAAGUGGAUUUUCUCCAAAUAAUGUUUCAUAUAACACAAUUUUGAAGGGAUUCGCUCAAGAGAAUCUUGAGGAAGCUUUUAAACUCCUAGAUUGUUUUGAGUGGGUAACUAAUAAGCCAGAUUCAGUUUCCUUCAAUACAAUUUUGUGUGCUGCAUGUAAACAAGAAAACUCUUCAGUUAUUGAGAGAGUCUUGUCUCGCAUGGAGUGUGAAGGCAUUAAGCCAGACACUAUUGGUACAACUUGUUUAAUUCAGUAUUUCUGCAAAGUGGGGAGAUUCUCUGCAUGUCUGGAGCUUCUAGAAAUGAUGGUGCGUGAUGGUUGUUAUCCAACAAUUACUUUUAACGUGGUUCUGGACCAACUUUGCAAAAACGGGUUACUUAAGACUGCAUGCGACUUUUUCAGAUAUAUUCAUAACUCUUGUUUUCCGCCUGAUAUUAUUUCAUAUAACAUUCUUAUAGAUGCUUCAAUCAGAAAACACAAUAAGAUGCUUUUAAGCCAAUUAUUCAAAGGCAUGUAUAGGCAGCACCUGAAACCAGAUCGAUAUACUUAUGGAUCCAUGAUAAGUGGUUUCUGUAGGGAAGGAAAAAUAUCAGUUGCUCUGCAUAUAAGAAAGCGAAUGCUUGAGAAUGGGAUUAUUCCAGGCAUUGCAAUAUACAAUGCCAUACUAAAAGCAAUGUUCCAAAGAGGCAAGUUUUGGGAUAUUAUUGGGUUAUUAAAAAAUAUGGCCAUGGAAGGGUGUCAACCUGACUAUAUUACAUGUGAGAUUCUCAAACGAGCUACAUCAAAGGGCUGGUUGAAGAGAUAUCCUAAGCUUGCAAGAAUUCUGGAGCUCGUGAUAUGUGAUAAAUAA
Neltuma alba is the source of this 858-nucleotide messenger RNA. RefSeq names its product pentatricopeptide repeat-containing protein At3g04760, chloroplastic-like. Gene Ontology annotation, molecular function: mRNA binding; protein binding. The transcript has a single exon. Bases 1 to 858 code for a protein of 285 amino acids. NCBI's taxonomy places the organism in Eukaryota, Viridiplantae, Streptophyta, Magnoliopsida, Fabales, Fabaceae. The record is from RefSeq and is a predicted model, not a curated record.